AUGGACAACAACACCUCCCCUGGCCCCUCGCAGCCCUCGCAGGGUGCGACCUCAGAGGACACAGUCAGGGUGCCCAGCUCGGGGCUCGAGUUCUUCGAGUAUCGCAGACGUUUAUUCCUGGCGGGUUUACCAGCGCCAUCCACUCCUACGGGAGAACCCCUUCCUGACUUCUAUGAGGUUCCCAGAGGGCUGCCAGACCCUUUGCCCAUACCUAUACGAAAGCAACCGAGCAAUGCUUCUAUGGCACGAGUGGAAGCGGCCCUCAGCCAAGAAGGCGUAGAGUAUUCCAAGGAGAUGUGGGAGUCCGGGGUACGACAACUGGCGGAGAAGCUACAUGAGGGGCGCAAGUUCACCAAGGGGAUGCGGCUCAGUCUCGUUAUCAAGAUACUGAUAGCCAGCUGGAUCAACGACGGUCUGUGGCCUACAAAUACCCGGACGGGACUGCCGGAAAGACCGCCUGAAUCCCCUCUGAUCGAAGGUAUCGAGCUGUUUCCUGACGGAGUGCCUGUCAAGGUUAUCGAUACCCCCGAGGAUCAACUACCACCAAAGAACGAGUAUAGAGCCUUCACUCAGUGA
Cryptococcus wingfieldii CBS 7118 is the source of this 576-nucleotide messenger RNA. RefSeq lists its product as hypothetical. The transcript has 3 exons. Lineage: Eukaryota; Fungi; Basidiomycota; Tremellomycetes; Tremellales; Cryptococcaceae. The coding region runs from base 1 to 576 and encodes 191 amino acids. The record is from RefSeq and is a predicted model, not a curated record.